Messenger RNA from Dissoconium aciculare CBS 342.82, 1167 nucleotides. RefSeq lists its product as uncharacterized. The record is from RefSeq and is a predicted model, not a curated record. The transcript has 4 exons. The coding region runs from base 1 to 1167 and encodes 388 amino acids. NCBI's taxonomy places the organism in Eukaryota, Fungi, Ascomycota, Dothideomycetes, Mycosphaerellales, Dissoconiaceae.
AUGCAUCUCGAGAUCCUCGAGAUCAGAUCACAAUACGACGAUGAAUUCCUCGAGCAAAUGCCACCAAACAAAGCCCUUUGCCUUCUGACGCGAGGUGGAUCAUCCCUGGCUCUUCAUCAUCCGGAACCUGGCAAUCUUCCGUCCCGUAUGGCCACAGCGAUUCUCUUUAUCGCCAUCCAACCACAGUCGCCAGGAGGCUUUCACUCGAUGAAAAUCCAGCUUCUAGCCAGAAGUAUCGAACACAGUCCUCGCCUGGUAACAGCCGACUUGAAACAUUUCGAGGUCACUCAUGCACAGCGGCGUUCCGAUACUGCGGUCGAGUAUGCUGCAGGAAGUUGUACUUCCCUCUGGUAUGACCAGAUUUUCCAGAUGAACGAGAGGUGUGAUGGUAGUCCGCAUGAGGACUGGAUUGUUCAUGCCGGAAGCGGUUAUGAUGAGGAUCGUAUCAACGCGGAUGACUUCCGAACAAUCUUCCGAAUCAUGGCUAUUCUCAUUGAAUUGGCGUCCAAUACAAUAAACGCGGCAUUCACAGCGAUCCGUCGCUGCCGUGUCAACGAAUGCGGCGAUUGGGAGGAAGCCGAGGUUGCGAUAGUCUUCGUUGCCAGCGAACGGGGUUCCAAACAGUUGUCGUGUCUCGAGAGGGACGGUCUGGAGCGGGUGCUGUGCUGCAACUUUCUUGGAGGUGGUCGUCGUAGUAGUCGUCGUGGUCGUGGUUAUCGUGAUUGUGGCAGUCCCAGCACCGGUAUCGGCGCUCUCAUCUACCACCGUCGUCGAGGAAGGUAUUUCUGCAUCGAUAGCAUUGUUUCGACGACGCUUCGAUGUCCGAGACGGCAUCGCGGCGAAUCCACAGAUGGAGAUUCUGUCAUCCAAUGUCAAAAUUGCUGCCAGAAUGAAAUGACACCACCUUUGAUCGAGGAAAGGGGUGUCAGCUUCAAGGAUCGUCAUGAUCACCGAAUUGAAUACAUUCUCUCCAAGCUCUCUCCUCAGGGCCAGGCAACAAGCGCGUCGAUCAUGCGCGCAAGUGUUGCUUUGCGUGAACGCGCGCGCGCGAGGUCAGAAAGGUACGCGUCAUCACACGGACUAGGAAACUUUUGUUUGCGGUCGCCUUCGCCGAGCUCAGGCAGCGAGCUUAUGCAAAAUCUCAGAGUAGGCAGAUUCGUCGAUUAA